Molecule: messenger RNA, 276 nt
Organism: Morchella importuna
Lineage: Eukaryota; Fungi; Ascomycota; Pezizomycetes; Pezizales; Morchellaceae
Exons: 1
Coding region: 1-276 (91 amino acids)
Source: RefSeq, a predicted model, not a curated record
AUGACCUCCCGACAGGCAAAGCUCGAAAGCCAUCGACGUUACCUCAACCGCCCUCGUAUGACUGAAAAGGAGCUGAAUCAGUGGUUCAAAAAACAAGAACAGGAUAGGAAAAAAGUCGAAGAGAUGGAACGCCAGAAGAAUAGAAGGGCCAAAGCCGCGGCGCGUAGGAAGGAGAAGGCACUCAAUGCCCCGAAACCAGUGCCGAAACUAAAGGAAGGACAGAUGCCUUUAACAAACUUCGGCUUCCAAAAACCAAAGCAUGAUGCUGUAGUUUAA